Messenger RNA from Hyphopichia burtonii NRRL Y-1933, 1453 nucleotides. RefSeq names its product Clavaminate synthase-like protein. Bases 1 to 1203 code for a protein of 400 amino acids. The transcript has a single exon. Gene Ontology annotation, molecular function: dioxygenase activity. The record is from RefSeq and is a predicted model, not a curated record. NCBI's taxonomy places the organism in Eukaryota, Fungi, Ascomycota, Pichiomycetes, Serinales, Debaryomycetaceae.
AUGUAUUUGAGUAAAGAAGAAGUCGACAAAAAGUACAAUGUCAGACCAUUUGUGGAUCCUGAAAGGACGAAAGAGGAUUUGAAUCCGUUGAAAUUGGAUGCAAUUGAUUUAUCAUUUUUCGAAGAAGGGGAUGAAAAUUUGAAUAAAAGACAGGACUUGGCCAACCGUUUAGAAAAAUCCAUCACAACUCAUGGGUUUUUCAACUUGAUCAACCAUGGAAUACCCCAAGAAACUAUUGACAAUUUGAGAGCAGUUUCUCAAUCUGUUCUAACGUUACCGUAUGAAAUACAAAAACAAUACUUGGCCAGUGCACCUACUAAAGAAGAAGAGGUUGAAGGAGGAGAAGGGGGAGAAAGAGGAAGAGGUUUCAAACCCAAAGGUUAUUGGGCAAUCAAAAAUGGAAUUAGAGAUUCAAUUCAUCAUUAUAACUUUAGAGAUAGUUGCCAUGAUUCCUUUGUUAAGGACAAAGAAAAGCAUCCAGAGUUAGUUGCAAACCACUUGCAAGAAUUAGCUGAUUAUUUCAACCACCUUCAAAGGGAUAUUCUCCCAAAGUUGUUGAGACUUUGCGAUUUAGUUUUGAACAUACCAGAGGGUAGUUUACAGAAGCAUUAUUUCGCUAAAGUUGGAACAAAUCUUGAUGAUUCAAACACUCAUGGUAGAUUAAUGAUGUAUGAGCCUUAUGGAGAUGAACAACUGUCGCAAGAAACCGAAGGAACGUUUUUAAGAGGACACUCCGAUAUGGGAGCUUUUACAUUCAUCACAUCCCAACCAAUAUUGGCCCUUCAGAUUCGAGAUGUUUUUACCGGAGAGUGGAGAUACAUCGACCAUUUAGAAGGCUCGUUAAUUGUAAACUUAGGUGACGCUUUGGAAUUUAUCAGUGGUGGCUAUUUUAAGGCUUGUUUACACCGAGUCAUUGAACCUCCUUUGGAUCAGAGAAAGUUUAAUCGUUUGGUGAUUAUUCUUUUCUGUAAUCCAAGCGGUAAAGCCAUAUUGGACCCCGAAAAUAUUCAAUCUCCUAAAUUAAAACAAUUAGGUCUUAGUAAAGAAGACAAACUAAAAGACUGGGAAACUAUCCAGUUCAACGACUGGAACCAAACCAAAGGUAAAACCUUGGGUAGGGUCGCAGCCGGUGAAAGAAACUUGGUCAAAUUCUACGGCAGAACCAUCGAAAGAUGGCAUCACCUUGAAACCAUUAAGAACUAGUUUAUAUACUUCUUAUACUACAGAGCCAAUAAAUCAAGCUGUCACGCGACAGAAACAGCUUCCCACGCUGUAUGGAUUCCGUUCCACUUUGUCCGCAUUAUUCUGGCCUCGUAUUUUACCAUUUCUUUGACCGAUAGAUAUCUCUACUACUUCUAUAGUAUCGUAGUGUCGCUACGGCCAUCCUGAUUUGGACGGUAAAUUUAAGCGGAGUCUUCCGCCUUUUGACAGUUUUUUUUUUUUUUUUUUUUUU